This is a messenger RNA of Vicugna pacos (alpaca), 5018 nucleotides long. RefSeq names its product phospholipase B1 (gene PLB1). NCBI's taxonomy places the organism in Eukaryota, Metazoa, Chordata, Mammalia, Artiodactyla, Camelidae. Gene Ontology annotation, cellular component: brush border membrane. Gene Ontology annotation, biological process: phospholipid metabolic process. Gene Ontology annotation, molecular function: A2-type glycerophospholipase activity; phosphatidylcholine lysophospholipase A1 activity; retinyl-palmitate esterase activity. The record is from RefSeq and is a predicted model, not a curated record.
CCAGCCAAGCAGACACUCUUGUGCAUCAUCCUCAUUACUGAAGCGAUUAGCCCAUGUGCAGUGUGUGGGGGUGGCUGACAGCCCAGCCCCACAGCGAGCUGGUGACGCCAGGCCACAGCCAACCCCUGCCCUACAGCCAAAGGCCCAGAGGCUCCAUUCUGGAUCAGCCGUGUGGACGACGGACGUCGCCAACUGGUGAGCUGCUCUGUCUGGUGGGAGGGAGGCACUCUUCCUUCUCUGGACCCCUGACCUGGGAGAAACCUUCCCGGCUGGCCACUGCCCUCUUUCAAAGGUGAACACAGUAAAAUUUAUGACAGGCACCCUAUCAGACAACACAGGAGCAUAAAACCAGAGGAAGAGUGAUAGCCUGUCAUCUGCGGAAAAGGUUCACCCAAGACGCAAGGCGCCUGGUGCGUUGUGGCAUGGGGCUGCAGCCGCGCACCUUCCUUCUGGGGCUGCUGCUGCUUCUGGGGCAAGGAAGCACCCAGGCCCAUACCUCUCCUGGAGAGAAUGCAUUGGAAGACCAACUAUGGCCGGAGUGGCAGACCUCGAAGAGUCUUCCGUUCUCAUGCAACCCACAGAAGUCAGGAUCCGAAGUGCCUUCUAACUCAGUCCACUCUCUGAGACCUUCUGAUAUUAAAUUUGUGGCAGCCAUUGGCGAUGUGGAAACUCCUCCAGACUCAGGGACAGGCGACCUGGAGAAGCAAGAAUGGACUGAAGACAGGCCACUGCAGGCAUGCAUGGGCGUGGUGACUGCCCUUUCAGAUGUCAUCAGGCACUUCAAUCCAUCUGUCCUGCAGCCCGUGUGUGCCCCUGUGAAGGCGGUCAUGCCCUACAGUGGUGCUGAAGACCUGUGGAUUCAGGCAGAAGAACUGGUGAGGAGCAUGAAAGAGAACCAGCAACUCGACUUUCAGAAUGAUUGGAAGCUCAUCAAUGUGUUCUUUGGCAACACGAGCCAGUGUCACCUGUGUCCCUCCACCCAGCAGCAAAGCCAUGUGGCGAGUGGCAUGAGCAGGCUGACGAGAACGCUGGACUACCUGCACCAGGAGGUCCCUAAAGCAUUUGUGAACCUGGUGGAUCUCUCUGAAGCUCUAGGGCGCUCUGACUGGCAUCAGGGGACUACACUCAGCCCCACGGCAGAGACCUGCAGGUGCUCAGAGGAGACUUCGCGGCUGUCCAAGGCUGUGGCCCAGUGGUCCUAUCAGGAAACCUGGGAACGUCUCCUGGCCUCCAGCAAGUACAAUGAGCAGGAGUCCUUCGCAGUGGUCUUCCAGCCUUUCUUCUAUGAGAGAGCCCUGCCGCCACCCUCAGGUCCGCAGCCACUCCAGGACCCCUCCACACUCGCCUUGACUCUCUGGAACAGCAUGAUGGAGCCGGCAGGACAGAAAGAUGAGCCACUCAGUGCAAAAGAGGGGAAGCCGGUGAAAUGUCCCUCUCAGGAGAAUCCCUUUCUGUUCACCUACGGAAACAGCAACUACCUGCCCAGGUUGCUAGAACCCCACGCCAAGGUUGAGGUGACAGAAGGAGCGGAAGUCAGGUGCCCAGACAAGGAUCCCUCCAACACGAUUCCCACCUCAGUCCACAGGCUGAAGCUGGCAGACAUCAAGGUCAUCGGGGCUCUCGGCGAUUCUCUUACGGCAGGUAAUGGGGCCGGCUCCAAGCCUGGGAAUGUCCUGGACGUCUUGACUCAGUAUCGAGGUCUGUCCUGGAGCGCCGGCGGCGACCAGAACCUCAGCAGCGUCAUCACCCUGCCAAACAUUCUCCGGGAGUUCAACCCUUCUCUGAAGGGCUUCUCUGUUGGCACCGGGAAAGAAAGCAGUCCCAGAGCCUUCCUGAACCAGGCCGUGCCAGGAGCCCGAGCUGAGGAUUUACCUGUCCAGGCCAGGAGGCUGGUGGACCUGAUGAAGAGUAACACGAACAUAAAUUUCCAGGAAGAUUGGAAGAUAAUAACCCUGUUUAUAGGAGGCAAUGAUCUCUGUGAUUUCUGUGAUGACAUGGUUCACUAUUCUCCCGAGAACUUCGUAGCCAACAUUGGGAAGGCUUUGGACAUCCUCCACGCUGAGGUGCCUCGGGCGUUUGUGAACCUGGUAAAGGUGCUGGAGAUGAUCAACCUGAGGGAGCUGUACCAGGAUAAGAAUGUCAGCUGCCCGAGGCUGAUCCUCCGGAGUCUGUGUCCCUGCGUCUUGAAGUUUGAUGAUAACUCAACAGAACUUGCCGCCCUCAUCGAGGCAAACAAGAAGUAUCAGGAGAGGACUCACGAGCUGGUUGAGAGUGGGCAGUACGACACGAGGGAAGAUUUUACAGUGGUCGUGCAGCCAUUCUUUGAAAAAGUGGACAUGCCGAAGACGCCGGAGGGGCUGCCUGACAGCUCUUUCUUUGCUCCUGACUGUUUCCACUUCAGUAGCAAGGCUCAUGCCCACGCCGCCUCUGCCCUCUGGAACAGCAUGCUGGAACCUGUUGGCCAGAAGGCAAGACAGUAUAACUUUGAAGGCGAGAUAAACAUCACAUGUCCAGACGAGGUCUGGCCGUAUCUGAGCACCUACAAGAACAGCGUGAAGGACCACGGGAGCUGGCUGAUGUGCAGUGACAGAGCCCCUUCUGCCUCGCCGCCUACCUCAGUGCAUGCCCUGAGACCAGCAGACAUCCAAGUCGUGGCUGCCCUGGGAGAUUCUCUGACCGCUGGCAAUGGAAUUGGCUCCAAACUGGAUGACCUUUCUGAUGUCACCACUCAGUAUCGAGGGCUGUCAUUUAGUUCAGGAGGGGACAGCUACCUGGAGAAGGUGACCACCUUACCGAAUAUCCUUCGGAAGUUUAACGGAAACCUCACAGGCUAUGCAGUGGGCACAGGGGGAGCCAACGACACGAAUGCAUUCCUCAAUCAGGCUGUUCCUGGAGCAAAGGCUAAGGACCUUGCGAGCCAAGCCCAGACUCUGAUACAGAAGAUGAAAGAUGACCAUAGAGUAAAUUUCCAAGAGGACUGGAAGGUCAUCACGGUGCUGAUUGGAGGCAGUGAUUUAUGUGACUACUGCACAGAUUCGAAUCUGUAUUCUGCAGCCAACUAUUUUGACCAUCUCCGCAAUGCCUUGGACAUCCUGCAUAGAGAGGUACCCAGGGCCUUGGUCAACCUCGUGGACUUCAUGAGCCCCAGUGUCGUGCGGCAGGUGUUCCUAGGGAACCCUGACAAGUGCCCGGUGCAGCAGGCCAGCAUUUUGUGUAACUGUGUUCUGACUCCACGGGAGGGCUCCCAAGAGCUGGCCAGGUUGGAGGACGUCACCCAAGCCUACCAGAGCAGCAUGCGCGAGCUGGUGGAGUCCGGUCGCUACGACACACGGGAGGACUUCUCCGUGGUGCUGCAGCCCUUCUUCCACAGCAUUCGGCUUCCCGUCCUGGCGGAUGGGCACCUGGAUAUGUCCUUCUUCGCUCCAGACUGCCUCCACCCAAGUCAGAAAUUCCACUCCCAGCUCUCCAGAGCCCUUUGGGUCAAUAUGCUUGAACCACCAGGAAGGAAAACUGAUACCCUGGACCUGACGGUGGAUAUACCCCUCUCCUGCCCCACUCAGAAUGAGCCCUUCCUGAGAACCCCCCGGAACAGUAACUACACGUACCCCACCGAGCCAGCCACGGAGAACUGGGGCAGUGACCUCCUGUGUGCUGAGUGGGAUCCUUCCAACAGUGUCCCUACAUCAGUCCAUGAGCUUCGACCCGCGGAUAUCAAAGUGGUGGCCGCCCUGGGUGACUCGCUGACUACAGCAGUGGGAGCCCGACCCAGCAAUGCCAGUGACCUCCUCACAUCUUGGAGGGGCCUCUCCUGGAGCAUUGGAGGGGAUGGCAACUUGGAGACCAUCACCACACUGCCUAACAUUCUGAAGAAGUUCAACCCUGAAAUCCUCGGCUUCUCCACUGGCACACAGGAGGAGACGGCAGGGCUGAAUGUAGCAGUGGAAGGGGCCAGAGCUUGGGACAUGCCUGCCCAGGCCCGGGACCUCGUGGAGCGAAUGAAAAACAGCCCUAAAAUCAACCUAGAGAAAGACUGGAAGCUCAUCACACUCUUCAUUGGGAGCAACGACUUGUGUCAUUACUGCGAGAAUCCGGAGGCCUACUCGCCCGGGGAGUAUCUUCGGCACAUCCAACAGGCCCUGGACAUCUUCUACAAGGAGCUUCCAAGGGCUUUCGUCAACUUGGUGGAGGUCAUGGAGCUGGCUGGCCUGCACCAGGGCCAAGGCGGGAAAUGUGUCAUGCCACUGGCUGCCCAGAGCAACUGCACCUGCCUCCGAGGCUCCCAGGAGAACUCCCCGGAGAUGCAGAAACUGAAGACAGUGAACUGGAACUUCCAGAGCGGCCUCUCCAGGUUCUCCUACCAGCACGAGUACCUGCAGCGCGAGGACUUCGCCGUGGUCGUGCAGCCUUUCUUCCAGAACACUCUCGUCCCUCUGAAUGACCGAGGGGGCGCUGACCUCACCUUCUUCUCUGAGGACUGUUUCCACUUCUCAGAACGCGGGCAUGCAGAGAUGGCCAUCGCUCUCUGGAACAACAUGCUGGAACCAGUUGGCGGUAAGACGACCUCCAACAACUUCACCUACAGCAGAACCAAACUCAAGUGCCCGUCUUCUGAGAGCCCUUACCUCCGUACCCUGAGGAACAGUCAGCUGCUCCAAGACCAGGCUGAAGCAGGCCCCCAGGUGCUCUCCUGGGCCCUGCCAGUGGCGGCAGGAGGCGGCCUGGUGGUUGGUGUCAGUGCAAUGAUGAUAUGGAGAGCCCUGAGAGGUCGCCAGAGGGAAAAUCUGUCCAUCGAUUUGAACACGAUGCGUUUCUAGGCCUGCCAGCCACAUGCAGGCUCCCAUCCUAACUUCCCCAGCCACGCUCCCCACCAACCCCUACCUCAGCCACCCCUGGCCCUCACUUCACCUCACUUCAACACCUGGUGACAUACGAAGCCAAAGGGACAGUCACAACUUCUUGGGGCCUGAGACCUUUGCUCCUGAAAUUGGCACAUUUAAAUAAAGACUAAAGCUGUUCUA